Messenger RNA from Neurospora tetraspora, 1984 nucleotides. Its product is annotated as aspartic peptidase domain-containing protein. Gene Ontology annotation, biological process: proteolysis. NCBI's taxonomy places the organism in Eukaryota, Fungi, Ascomycota, Sordariomycetes, Sordariales, Sordariaceae. Gene Ontology annotation, molecular function: aspartic-type endopeptidase activity. The record is from RefSeq and is a predicted model, not a curated record. Bases 198 to 1787 code for a protein of 529 amino acids. The transcript has a single exon.
CACACACCGAUCCGAACAGAUUCAAGGAGGACCCGGUCGAAUUCGUUAGCCCGUCUCCAUACCGAUUCUGGACCGCCCGAACAACUUUGGACAUCUGUUGACGGCUUCCGCCUUAAUGCGAUCUUAACAACCCUCUUCCGCUUCCGUCUCAACUUCCCACAGCAUCCUUCGCCGUUGGAAAAGGGGUCACUGUUGAUAUGAAGUCUACCUUGGCCACCCUGCUGGCCCUGGCCUCAGCAGCCGUUGCCGAGAAUGGUGUCCUCAACUUCCCUCUCAACAGAGGCAUGCCUCAUUUCAGGGUCGGCAAUGUGCGUCAGAACGUCAAGCGCGACACCUACAGCCAGGCCCUGAUCAACAACAUCACCGGCGGUGCUUAUUAUGCCGAGGUCACUGUGGGCACUCCGGGCCAGAAAGUCAGCGUUGUGUUGGAUACGGGGAGCAGUGACCUCUGGGUUGUGAGCUAUAAGGCGGACUUGUGCACCGACUCUUCGAUCCAACGUAAAUCGGGGGAUUCGUGCGACAAGACCUACAACCCGAACAAGAGCUCUUCGUACAAGGUCCUGCUGGAGGGUGGGUUCGAGAUCCGGUACCUCGACAAUAGCACUGCCGCGGGUGACUACAUCACGGACAACCUGAACAUCGGCGGAACCACCAUCAAGUCCCUGCAGAUGGGCUAUGCGACCAAGACCGUCCGCGGCGCCGGCAUCUUGGGCGUGGGAUACUCCUCCAACGUGGCUUCCACCCAGCGCUACCCCAACCUGAUCGACCAAUUCGUAGCGCAAAAGCUCAUCACCACCAAGGCCUACUCUCUCUACCUCAACGACCGCCGCAGCGACACGGGCGGCAUCCUCUUCGGCGGCAUCGACAAGGACAAGUUCAUCGGCGACCUGUCGAUCCUGCCCAUCUACAUGGCAAAGGGGCAAGCCGAACCCAUCCACUUCGAAGUCGAGAUGCAGAGCGUCUCUCUCGACCUCACAAAAAACGGCAAGACGACCAAGAUCAUCUCCACCGACCCCUCCCUCAGCCAGACCUCAACCAUCGCCAUCCUCGACUCCGGCACCACCCUCUCCUACCUCCCCACCAAAAUCACCGACCAGAUCCACGCCAAGCUCUCCGUCUACGUCGACGACAUCUGGACCGGUCUCACCUUCAUCGACUGCAAGUACCUAACCUCCAACCCGGACCUGCGCCUCUCCUUCACCUUCGGCUCCAACGCCACCGUCUCCGUUCCCGUCUGGGAACUCGUCCUCGACCUGCUAGGCGAGACCCAAUCCGAGCUCCCCUUCAAGUUGCCCUUCCAGCGCGCCUGCAUCUUCGGCAUCCAGAGCACCUCCGGGUUUCAGGAGGACGGGUUCGAUGAGGACUGGGCCCUCCUCGGCGAGACCUUUUUGCGGUCUGCCUAUGUUGUGUACGACCUCACCCACCACCAGAUCGGCAUCGCGCAGGCGAACUUGAACAGCACGACGACGGAUAUUGUUGAGCUUACGGGGGCGGAUGGCGGGUUGCCGAGUGGGUUGACGGGUGUUAAGGAGCAGCAGACGAGCAAGGAUCCAUCGGGCAAUGCGGAAUCUGGAUCGGGUUCUUCUACGGAUGAGGACGGCGCGAAGGAGACGGAGACGGUCACUGCUGGGUCUACCACCGCUACGGGGACGGCUGCUUCGGGGGCUAAGGAGUCGGAUAGUGCUGCGGCUGGGUUGAGUGCUAAGGGAGGCGCUGCUGGUGCUUUGGCCGUUGCUGGGCUGACGGGCUUCUUUGCCCUUGUCGGAGGAGCAGUUUUUGCCCUAUAGUUGUAUACACAACAUACACUUAGGCGGACAGACCUUAACUGCAGAUAUAUACGGCGGUUGUUGUUUUGGAUAUAGAGACAACUGCUUAUUGCUUACCUUGGAUAUAAGGGGCAGUUAGUUGGUAGUAGCGUAAAUAGCGGUUACUGUACAUAACCACCAGCGCAAAAUACGGUACUGCCUCAGAAUACCUAAUCAAA